ACGUUGAUAUUUUUCAUUCAACGAAAACCCAAUUAAUUCUCUGUUCCCAAUCCGCGAUCUCAAUUCCAAUUUCAAACCCUAGAAUCUUUUUUCCCAAUUCGUGAUGGCACCCAAGGCAGACAAGAAGCCCGCGGAGGAGAAGAAGUCGACGGUGGCCGAGAAGGCUCCCCCGGCGGAGAAGAAACCCAAGGCCGGGAAGAAGCUUCCCAAGGAGGGCGCAGCCGCUGCCGGAGACAAGAAGAAGAAGAGAAGCAAGAAGAGCGUAGAGACCUACAAGAUCUACAUCUUCAAGGUCCUGAAGCAGGUUCACCCAGACAUCGGUAUCUCCAGCAAGGCCAUGGGGAUCAUGAACAGUUUCAUCAACGACAUCUUCGAGAAGCUCGCUCAGGAAUCCUCCAGGCUUGCCCGCUACAACAAGAAGCCCACCAUCACUUCCAGGGAAAUCCAGACCGCGGUCAGGCUUGUUCUGCCCGGAGAAUUGGCCAAGCAUGCCGUGUCAGAGGGUACCAAGGCUGUGACCAAGUUCACAAGCUCUUGAACUUCUGUGGGCUCUGUUGUUUGUUGAAUUAGGUUUUAGUCCUAAUUACCUGUGUUUUUACAUUUUAAUUAGUUGUUUUUCGUUUUUUCUUUUAAAUCUGUAAUUGAUGAAAUGAAGUCUUAUGGAUCAUUUUGUGUAUGUCAAAUUGAACAAUUGAUGAUUUAAGACAGUAAAUUGUGGGUCUGGUA
Molecule: messenger RNA, 726 nt
Organism: Lotus japonicus
Lineage: Eukaryota; Viridiplantae; Streptophyta; Magnoliopsida; Fabales; Fabaceae
Product: probable histone H2B.1
Exons: 1
Coding region: 104-538 (144 amino acids)
Biological process (GO): nucleosome assembly
Cellular component (GO): nucleosome
Molecular function (GO): DNA binding; protein heterodimerization activity; structural constituent of chromatin
Source: RefSeq, a predicted model, not a curated record